Diaporthe amygdali is the source of this 987-nucleotide messenger RNA. RefSeq lists its product as uncharacterized. The coding region runs from base 1 to 987 and encodes 328 amino acids. The transcript has a single exon. The record is from RefSeq and is a predicted model, not a curated record. Lineage: Eukaryota; Fungi; Ascomycota; Sordariomycetes; Diaporthales; Diaporthaceae.
AUGGAAGGCAAAGACAGUCUUGGAACGGAUCAAAGCGGUUGGUCGACCACAUCUUCGUUAGCUGCUGCGACGCGAGGCCAGAUCAAAGAUCGCAUGUUGAACUUGACCAAAAACACAAGCCUGGAGCAUGCAAUUGUGUGGAUGGACGUGCGAUUUCGUUGUUCCGCUUCGCCGCCAGCAGAUCUGGACCCAUGCUCUGUAGAGAGUGCCGUGCGAGGAUACAAUUGUAAAAACACCACCACAGCAGGCUCUGUUUCUCGUACUUCUCUCCCCGGCGGCGAACAGAGCAAGGGCAAGUUCGCGAAGGAACGUCAUCACAUUCGACGACCAAGAUCAUGCCGAGACAAGAUACCGCGAGCACCACCCGCGCAAGCACACAAUACUGGAUACCGAGUCGGAUUGCAAGUUACUUUCGACAAACGCAUUCUCAGCUCGGGCCCCGCUACUGUGUUGAGACCUUCUGAACCCGGGCCCUGUGGCCACGACUAUCCCGUCCAGCCUCCAGAUCUCACAAACCCCGAGUCACUACCACGCCAGCCUCACAUCGUCCAUGCACAACUAUACCAGCGACUCCGACCAGAGGAGAAUUGUGAAUUAAGGAAGGAGAUGAGAGCAGAUCCGGAUGCAUUCCAACAAAAGUACAAGUGCACAAUCGUGCCAGACGGGGAAGCCCAGGAGCAGGCACAGGAAGAAAAAAAACUGAACGUCUUCAAAAAGCUCGCAGUUGGAAAGGAUGAGGAUGACAGCAGUGCGAGUAGCCUCAUCCGGAUCAUCCACGCCCGCCCACCGCCUAACAGCCUACCGAUAAGCGAUCAAAAAGGCACAGUCUGUAACACAAGGACAACCUAUCCUGGCACAGCUCAGAACGUCCUCGAGCCCAGCAGUCACGCCAUCCGGAGCGGUACGCGGCUUCUCUACAGCAGCCUGGGCUUGCCUGGAGCUGCCCCGGCCUUGCAACCUCCCGCCCCAGCCCGGCGGCUCAUUUAG